Pectinophora gossypiella (pink bollworm) is the source of this 9140-nucleotide messenger RNA. It is a transcript of the gene Remo, whose product is annotated as adhesion G protein-coupled receptor A3. The transcript has 9 exons. Gene Ontology annotation, biological process: cell surface receptor signaling pathway; G protein-coupled receptor signaling pathway. Bases 248 to 5116 code for a protein of 1622 amino acids. NCBI's taxonomy places the organism in Eukaryota, Metazoa, Arthropoda, Insecta, Lepidoptera, Gelechiidae. Gene Ontology annotation, molecular function: G protein-coupled receptor activity; protein binding. The record is from RefSeq and is a predicted model, not a curated record. Gene Ontology annotation, cellular component: plasma membrane.
AUGUCGGAUGUGUUGCACUUUGCGUUUCCACUAUUGUUUAUUUUUAUAAUUACACGAAAUUAAAACUGUGCCAAGGCAAAAUGUGUGGCUUUUAGUCCUGCCAAUAAUUAGUAGUCGAUUGUGCAUUUUAUUUGUGGGUUUAUUCAGACAUGUCAUUGAUGAAAGUGAAGAAUUUGUGAAAAUGUGAUAAUAAUUUGUAUUUGGCUUUGUGCCAUUGGAUUUAUUGGAGUUUUUGUGUGAGAAGGUCAUGAUGUGGGGGUUUGGAGUCGUUGUGGUGUUGGUGUUUGUGGUGCAGGGGGGUUUGGGGAUGUGCCCAUCGUUGUGUACUUGUAGGACGAAUAAGGCUGAUGGGGCGGCAUCGGAGCCCCUGACUGGGGAGUUUCUGAAGCUCAAGUGCGGCGGGAGCCCCACUCAGAUCACGGAGCUGAAAGAAAUAGACCUAAGCAACCAGCACUUGUGGGCAGUUGUUGUCAGCCUGAAUUUGUCUGGAAAUGCGAUAUCAACAUUGUCAAGAGAUUUGCACUUACCAAUAUUGCAAAAACUAGAUCUAAGCAGAAAUCAAAUAACUCUCAUAGAGUCUGAUGCAUUCUACAACAUGACGUCGUUACAGCGGCUAGACCUGUCAUACAAUCAGAUAAGCAAUGUCUACAAGGAUAUAUUCAAAAGUCUCGUUAACUUGGAGCGGUUGAACCUAGCCCAGAAUCAUAUAUCUGUGCUUGCUACCGGCACAUUUGAUUAUCUCGUUGGAUUGACACAUUUAGACCUCACUGGCAACCCGCUGAUCUGCGAUUGUGACCUACUCUGGGUGGGGGACUGGGCUAGGAAUACCAGCGUCAAACUGGGGAACCUAAAGUGCGCCUUCCCAGAGAACAUGGUGGGCAAACCAGUUCGCAAACUGAAAAUAUUCCUAGACCUGUCUACUUGUGGCAGCGUUCUCCCAUCAAACAGCUUGAUAGUCAAACCGUCACAAGACCAAGUGGUUUUCGAAGGGGAUACUUUAACACUAUCUUGCAACGCCCCUUUCGCGUCUGUGGCAGCUAAAUACGAGCUGAAAUGGCUGCAUCCAAUGCUGGAAGUCUGUGACGUCAACGUGACAAAUACCGACAUGCAAGAAGAGGGUUUAGCCGAGACAACGGUAUACUUUCCUAACAUAACCAACCACCACACGGGGAACUGGACUUGUAUGUACAGCGACCAGAAUCAUAUACGGCAUAACUACUCUGUAGAGGUCUUGGUUUUGUCGAAUAAGACACAGUAUUGCCCGACAAAUUACUCGAUAAACAAUAAAGGACUGUAUUCCUGGCCACAAUUACUUGUGAAUCACACGGCUGUGGUGCCAUGUAGAAGCGGAGAAGGGUCAGCCUAUAGAUACUGCAAAGCGAAUUCUACUUGGGGACCGAUGAACACCACAGAAUGUUCUUAUAUCAGCAAUGUGACGAAGUUGCUACAGCAAUUUGCUCUUUUAAACGUCAGUUUGGUGCAGUAUUCAGCGCUGAAUGCAACGGAGAGACUCGCAAUGCUUAUUCAAGAGAAGACAUAUCCCAUAGCAGAGAUAACUGAUCCUGACGACGUCAUGUUUAUAGCAGACGCUAUACAAAACUAUAUGCAGUAUAUCGGUGAAGAGAGAGACUUAGGUUCAGCGCUAUUGGACGUGAUAAGCGCAGCGAUGAACAUAACACCGUCAGUGAUGACGGCGGCAGAGACGAGCCACGGCGCGUGCACACGCCUGCUGCGCGCCGCUGAAGACAUCUCCAACUUUACUGGCAAUGUGCAGGGGCAUAAGGUAAACCUAGCAGUGGAGCGGUUCCCGGUGCGCGAGGGCUUCAGCGGCGUGACGUGCGUGUGGUACAGCGCCGAGGGCGGCGCGGGCCCGCGCCUGCACUGCACCACCACCAACCGCACCGUGGCGCCGCUGCUGGCCGUCAGCGACGCGCUCAUCCACGCCAGCGUGCAGAUACCACAAUCGCUGCUCUACGCAACAACAGACUCCGGAACCCUGUUGCAGACCAACCCUGAGUCGUUAAUAGUGGCUAUGUAUGGUGACGCGUCGCUUUUCCCCGUGCUGCCGGAGCGAGAGAAUGACGGCCAUAUGAGGGUCCAUCGCGCGAAAGACUACUACGGACGCAGCACCAAGCGCGAAGACAUCAAUAUGGAAAUCACGUCGCCUGUUGUUGGCUUCCAGUUGACGAACGUAUCGAUCCGCGGGGACCUGCUGGAGCCGAUCAUAGCGACGGUGCGGGCGAGCUCCGUAGGCGGGGUCGAUGGCCGCGCGGCCGUGUGGGACCCCGACACCCGCCAGUGGCAGGACAACAUGACUGAUUGCAGAAUAUCCCACGUGAUAUCAGAAAUGGUGAUCAUCAGCUGCACAAGACUCGCUUACGUUGGUCUACUUCAGAACGUGGAGACCGGCAUAUACGGAGCCCGCACCGACGGCGCGAGAUUCAAGGUAUCUCACCCCGCAGUUUAUGUAGGAAGCCUUAUUCUAAUAGGUUGUGUUAGCUGCGCCACAUUAACGUAUAUCAUGUGCUACCCCGCCAUACUGAUGGCUAAGAAAACCAAACAUGCCCUCAUAAACACUUGGAUAGCCAUAGGACUACUCUGCUUCAUGUAUACCUUAGGCAUCUACCAAACAGAAGACGUCAAAUUGUGCCAGAUUUUAGGACUGCUAAUACACUAUCUGUCUCUUUCAUGCCUGUUAUGGAUGUGUGUGUCGGCUAGUAAUAUGUACAAGUGGGUGACAAAGACGCAUAAUCCUGUUAGGACUCCAGAAGAAGAUAUACCACCUGACGUUCCAGUUCAGAAACCUAUAUUAGGACUGUAUUUAGUCGGUUGGGGUAUUGCUCUGAUCGUCUGUGGGAUUUCUGGAGCUGUUAACUUAAAGGACUACGCCGGUUAUUCCCAAUGUUUCUUAAGUACCGCCCCGGCUCUAAGCGCUUUAUUCGUACCUGGAGGUAUACUGCUAAUGUUCUUAUUAGUACUAUUCCUCCUAAUCCGUUGUACUAUAAGAAGCAUGAACGUACAGUUAUCAGAAGGCACACAAGCGACUGAAAAUGUCGAUUUGGAAAUGUGGGAACCGAAUCAGGCGAAUGAAAACGCUGAAAGAAGAAGUAUUAAGUCAGCGGUAGAUUCCGAAGUCGACGACAUAGAACAUACGCCGAUAAUACAGCUUCGAGCGCAAGUUAUUGUGUUAUGUUUGUAUAUGUCUGUAUGGACAUGUGGGGCAAUAGCUGUGUACAGGCCUUUACCAGCUUACCUGCCAUAUCAGGAAGACAUCUGCAGUAUUAUAUACGCAGUUUGCGCUACUGUCUUGGGCACUUUUAUUCUAUUCUUCUACGGAAUCGCGAGAAGUGACGUCAGAGCCCAAUGGUCUAUGAUGCAUUGCUAUUUGCAGAAAAGCAAGCAAUGUUGUAGGAACAGAAGCGUUUUCGAUACAAAUCAAUCGAAUUUGCCGUCGAACCAAACCGCAGCGCCAUUGGCACAUCCCAUACCAAACGAUAACAGAUCCAGGUCUGGUAGUAGAAGCUCUAACAGAACUAAUUCAAAGACCAACAACAGUGGAACUUUUAAAGCCGGUGCUGAACUGAACGGACAGACGCUGCAAAAAGAUCUACUCAAAAACACGAAUGGAAAAACCCCAAAUAUAAACUUAGUAGUCUUACACAGACAACAGUAUAGAUCUAAUAACUCUAUGAUGACAUAUCCAGAUUCUUCAAAUGUUGGACCAGAAGUGUUCUACAAUCCCAAUCAAAUGAACGUUGCUAAAAAAUUCUUCAAGAAACAAAGGCAGAAUAUGAAGAGGAAUUGUCUCGAACUGCCUUCGAGACGUGAUUGCGACAAUGAUUCCCAUAUGUCCCUACCCUUGCCUUCAAAAGAAGCUUAUAACGGUGUUGCUAAUAUUAUAAAUUCUGGUUCCAAAGUAAACAAUACAAAUCUACACGUUGAAAGAUCGAACAACGGUAUCAAAGAGACGCGACACGGAGCGAAUCCCAAUUUACUUGAAGACGAAACGAAAGAUUACAAAAAUUAUUCAAUGGAUAGAAAAUCGUGGAAUAAAAGUGAGGAACCGAAAUCUAGUAGGGUUAUGAAUAUCUACACUAACGUCCCAGAAACACAAGUGCCACAGCACCAAAUAAUCAAAGCUGUUACGAAACCUUUCAACGUGCAAAGAACGAGUAUUUCUGAAGAAUGUUUGCAAAGUCACGCGGAGCAACCAGAAAUGAGAACAAUAUCCCAACAGUGCAGUCUAGAAUAUUCCUCAGCGUCAGAAAUCGCGAUGCCUCACACUUGUUCCGACCAAACUUUGAACACUCAUUCAGAACUCACUUCGUUCCAAGAAAGUGCUCUAUGUUCAACCAAUGAAAUCACUGACACUGAAAGUUUCGGACAGUAUAUUGACUACUUGCAACCAAAUAAGCAGGAGAACAAAGACGGCGUAGAUAAGAGUCUUCAAGACAUAUCUGAAGAAUGCACGAUGAAUAGUGACGAGAUUAACAGGUCUAGUACACCGCAGCACUUAGAAGGUGAUGCAGGGGAAAUGGACAAUUUGCUCCAAAACGCGGAACCUCAAGGUUCCAAAGAGAAAAUAGACGGAGAGAAAGACACAUUUUUCAUGGCGAAAACUACGUACGAUUUCGAAACGUGUAGUACGAAUGCUAGCGAAGCCGGCUUUGAGAAUGAAAGCGAUAUUUACUGCCCUAACUACCAAAUGUCUGAAGUUAGCAUUCGGAGUCAUGGUCUGUAUGCUCCAUCACCAUCCUCUAUGUGUCCGAACGAAAUAAGUUUUAGCAACGAAGAUGUGUCGAACAUUGAGAGCCAGUAUGUGAACUACGAUCCUGGUUGGAGAAAGACGAUCAAAAGCAAUCCAAAGUUAGGCAAAUACGUGCCGACACCAGCUUUAAGCUGCCCUGAUGUGAACAGAGAGAGUCCUGUUUCAUUCAGCAGUGAGUUAGACGAGUUAUACACUCAGAUAACGAGUAGAGAUAAGGAAAGGACACCGCGAAAGGAAGGUCUGGAUGUGACAAUAAAUAGUGACGUCACACUCAAACCUACGGACAGUGACAGUUGUGUGAGCGAGGCAGUAUCAGAUGUAGAGGUUAAGGGGGAAACGACGGUGUAAUCCACCUUUUGUGUUCGAGUUGAAACAUGGCCUGAGUCUGUUGUACAUUGGAAUGAGCUUAGUGAUGCCUGAGUAAGCACAAAUGAACAAAACUUCAAAAAUAAUAAGAGGUGUUAAUCAUAGUUGACAAUAGACAGAGAUGUUAAGUAAAUUAAGAUAAAGAUUCAUCCAUCAUCAUGAUCGUCUUCAUCGUGUCUUAGUCCACUUUUGAAUCAUACAGUUAUCUAAAGAGAUAGCUUCAAAUUGUAAAGAAAACCAUCACCAAAAACUUAAAAUUAAUCUUAAUCGUCUCCAGGCUUUCCAAGGUGGCAUGGAUUAAACUAUUACUGCCUUACAAACGGAAGACUAAAGAUAAUACCAGAUUAUAAUAUAGUCUACGUCACGAAAGAAGUCCCGCGGCCGAGUCGCUAGUGUCAAAGUUUCUACAUAGAAUUAUUACGACUUGUCAAUUAGUUCCAUUAAAAUCCGUGGACGUUUCUCCUGCCACGGAUUAUAUUUUAAACAUGGUAGUAUUUUUAGUCUUCGUUUUGCGAUAAGGCGGAGUGUUCUAACAUGGUACGGAAUUACGGAUGACAGUUUUUAGAAUAGUACAUUUGAUUACUUGGAUUGAAUCUUUACACUAUACACUCGACUCGGCUGGCUUGUGUUGUUUUGUGCCAUGUGACCGAUGAUGGUAUUGUCUCUUUCACACUAAACUGUACUCUAUAUUUCUGUCCUGUUGUCAUACCGUGUUAAAGCACAAAUAGUAUAGGCAGAGUAUUAUAUCCAAGUGCUUGAGACCACCUAUAGUAUUUCUAUUAGGUGGGGUGGUGUGGCUGAAAUCGUAGUUUUGGUUAGGAAAAGAGUUUACGCUUAGCAUCGACUGUACGUAUCCGCGAUAUACAGGUGUUAGUGACAUCGUAACGAAUACUAAGGGGGAUGAUUUAGACCAUGAAUCUGAGUUAAUAUCAAGUGGAAUUUUCGGUUGCAAAAUUAAUGAUUUUUUAGUUUUUUAUAAUUAUUUUCGAAUGGAAUUGGAAUUUCCUAACGGAAAAUCAAGAAAAUUUUAGUGUUUUAUUAAAUUAUUUUUAAUUCCAUACUUUUGCGACGGAAAAUUCCACUUGGUAUCAACUCAGAAUCAUGGUCUGAAUCAUCCCUCAAAGUUUUCGUUACGGUGUCACUAACACCCUAUAUAGUCAAUUUGUGCCAUGUCUUUGAGUUUAGAUUAUGAGUUAUUUAUUUCAAUCAAACAAAAAUUGUUAGAAAUUUAGGUGAAUUUGCUAUUCUAUUUACAAAUAAUUCUAUUACAAGUACCUAGUUCAAGUAGUUACUUUUACUUCGAUUACUUGUAAAGUUCUUUGCGUUCAAAAUAAGAAUGAAGUUGAACUUGUUGAAUCUUACCACCUUAAUGGUCUCUAAAAUGUUUGGUUUAUAUACAAAGAAUGUUUUAAUUAACAUUUAGCGUUUUUUGCGUUUUUCAAUAUUAUAAAAUCAACUAAUAUAAUAUGAAAAUAGCUCAAUCACACAAUAAUGUAUAACACAACAUAAGCUGACGACUAUAUACACGAUUGGGUUAGUCAGAGGUACAUCCAUCGCAAGAUGAAUUAAGUACCCACGCGUCACCGAGCUUUCUGUUCAACCUGCGAAAUAUAAUACAAUAGGCAAUAUAUAAGCAUAUAUACAAGCAUAUAUACAAGCAUAUAUACAAGCAUAUAUACAAGCAUAUAUACAUGUAUAUAUCGUAAGGCCCAGAUGCCUUUUGAAAUCCAAAUCCCAUUGUUUAACUAUUGUGUCUGGAAAUCCGGGCGUUACGAGGAUAUAGAAGCAUGUAUUAUUCUACAUUUAUACAUGUUAUAAUCAUUUACGUUUGUUGGUAACAGAAUGCUCGGUGGGGUGUGGGUACUUAGUUCUUCUUGCGUUGGAUGUACUUCUGACUACUCAAAUUAGGAUACGGCGUGAGCUUAUGUUGUGUUAUAAUUACUUGCUAAGAUCAAACUUUCAACAUCUCACUCUAGGAACAUUCUUUAUUAACUGGCCAAGACUAAUAAAUAAUACGUAACUAUCGCAAAGACAUUUCGCAGAUUGACUUAAAUAAUUAGUGCCAUUACUUAAGUUUGUAUAAUUUUUGCGUUAAGUUGUAUAGUAAUUGUAAAGUUAUUUAUUUCUAAGACUUAUUUCUCUGAGUCUGGGCGAAUGCUUCUGUCGUGUCUUCAGCCUUUAGGCUUCAGUGUAAAUGUAUGAACAACGUUAUUGUGCCAAAUUUUGUAAUGGAUUGUUGUAAACUGCCGGUUAUUAUAUUUUUCGCAACGAACUUUCAUACAACUUCCAUAUAAGCGACAUUGUAAGUAAUAUUAACACGAAAAAUGACGAUUUGAUUUGGUCUGUCUUGCUUGCCGCGAUAAAAAAAAAAAACAUUAUUUAAAUAGCUGCACAGACGGCAAGAUUUGGUACAGCGUACCAAGUUCGAACGUCUGUAUUUUGUAGCAGAAGCUGGGCAGACCAAAGCUUCAAAAUACUCAAUACAUUUAACAUUUCCAUUCAUUAAAAAAUAUGAUAUAAUACAUUUUCCAAUUUGAAAAGUUCCUUCAAAAAUUUUCGGUAUUAUAAAACUGACUGAAUUCACUCCCGCCUUAUUUCUAGUCCACAUCGUCAUCGUCUCAUUUUUGUACGGUCUUAGACAUUUAGAGAAUUUUAAAAUACUACUCGUUUAUAUAAAUAUUCUUUGAACGGUAUUUUAUUGAAAUCAUCCCGCUGUAUGGUACCCACUAUCUACAUAGACGCGAGGAAUGUUGUGAACUUUGACCAACGGACGUAAGAAGUUUAUAUAUGUAGACUGUUGACGCUGCGUCUACUGGUCUAUGUUCGCGUAUUUGUCGCGUUACCUAGAUAGUAUGUAUCACACUGCAGGGACAGGUAUUAUAUUAUAAGAAUAUAAAACCCUUUUUCUUAUUUUCUACAAAAGUACUGUAAUUUUUUAGAAAGUAUACUCUUCUAGAAGUAGAAGUUUUCAACUUUCGCACAAAAUAGAGAAGAAUAUUUAUAUGGACGAGUUUUAUGGAGAUAACGCAGUAUUUAACAGUGUGCCUAUUGAUGUUGUAAUAUACUUUACUAUCUAAAUAUAAGGCCUACACGUUGAUUUUGAGAUAUUUUAGACUAAAAUUGUCAAAAUAUUGUAAACGGGCUGUGUAAAUUUUAUUUAUCUUGUAUAAUUAGUAUUGGCGCACAAUUCUAUAAAUAUUAUAAGGAUACAAUAAAAUCGUCUGUGGAAAAGACGGAGCGACUUAUUUGCUAUAGUUGCACAGACGGCAAGUUUUUGUACAGCGUACCAAAUUCGAACGUCUGUAUUUCUUAAAGUCUAAUUUGGAGUUCGCUUCAUUAAUAUAUUAAAACUAACUUAAUCAUAUAAUACUAACCGCCUUACCAAUAAAAAAUAAACAAACGGGAACUUGUGUAUGUAAAUAUUUGACGGCCAAGUAAAGUUCACUCGAAUUGUUUGAUAAUUGAAUUCAAUUUUGCUUGGCUGUAAAAUACUUAACAAGUAUUUGUUACGCCGCUCGUUUUCAUUGCUUAUUGUUAAGGCGGUGACUCUAAAACGCAGAGCUUUGGCGUGAACACGAUUCGAAUUUCAAACUAAUUUCCAUCGACUGUGCAUCCUGGCAAAGUCACAUCCAAUUUACUUCUCUCGAAUGAACUUUGUAAAAUUUGCACAGCUCGUGAACCAGUUAUAAUAGUCUUUGUAGUAUAAAACAAACUACUUAAAUAAUGUAUGGAACUAGCAGCCUUGUUUGAUAUGCGAGCUAUUGUGAUAUACAUACUUCCUUCGCGUCCACACAGACGGUAAGAUUUGGUACUACGUACAAAGUAUGACCGUCUGUGCGGACAUUUACGUUGCGCAGUUGAAUGCGCAGCUUAUUAUAGUAUUAUGUAGCGACGUUUCGAAAACUAUUGACAUUUUGUGAAUAUAAUAUAUUAUUGAUAGUGAAAAUUUAUAAACGGUUAGCUUUUUGUGGGCAUAUUGCGUAUUAAAAGAGGCAUUUGCACUUGA